AUAUGAAAAGAAAAGUUGCCAUAUAUACUUGAGCUAUAUCUGUGAAUAUUACUAUCGAAAAGAUACAUCCAAAUAUCCGUUUUCCAGUUUUGAGCGAAUCAUAUAAUAUCUUUUAACAAAAAUACUCCAAUUAAAUUUUCUUUUAGGACAUCGAUUCAGUGCAGCGUCAUUCACGUCUUUAUAUUUCUCCGCCAGCACUGAUACGUCGAAUAAAAAAGAAAAAAACAGUUACGUUUCGGUGUUAGAGAGACCGAGACGAGGUUUAUGAGCUAUGGCGUCUAAUAAUCAGAAUCUACCCUUGUACGACACAAAAGACAACAAAGAGAAACCUCAACAUGCAUCCACUAUGUCCAGACAAGGAGUCUUCGCUGCUGUUUCGUACAUGCUGUGCGCAGUGCUAUUAAUAAUGUUCAAUAAAGCAGCCCUUUCUUCUUACAAAUUUCCUUAUGUAAACGUCAUUACUCUUUGCCAGAUGUUAUGUUCGUGUGCAUUUCUCUAUGUAUUGAGACGGUGGAAGAUCAUUUCCUUCACAGCUGGUGAAUCACAAGGCAAGGAUACUAACUCAAAGAUUCUUGUUCCUCUGAGGACAGUGCUUCACACUCUUCCACUGGCAUUCUCAUACUUGAUUUACCUGAUAGUUUCAAUGGAGUCUGUUCGAGGGAUAAAUGUUCCUAUGUACACCACUCUUCGACGGACUACUGUGGCAUUUACUAUGCUCUUUGAGUAUUUAUUGGCUGGCCAGAAACAUUCUCUCUCUGUUGUUGGCAGUGUGGGGAUAAUCAUAUUUGGCGCAAUCGUGGCUGGAGUUGGGGAUUUGGCAUUCGAUCCCUAUAACUAUGCUGUCGUUUUCACAGCAAACAUCUGUACUGCGAUAUAUCUUGCUUCAAUAGCCCGAGUUGGAAAGACUAGCGGGCUUAAUAGCUUUGGGCUCAUGUGGUGCAAUGGAUUAAUAUGCACACCUUUUUUGUUAUUUUGGACAUAUUUUAGUGGUGACCUGGAAAUGACAUUACAGUUCCCUCAUUUGUUCUCCCCCGGCUUUCAGGCUGUGAUGGUUCUAUCUUGUCUUAUGGCCUUUUCAUUAAAUUAUACCGUCUUCAUAAAUACAACACGCAAUUCGGCACUAACACAGACAAUAUGUGGCAAUUUAAAGGACCUCUUUACAGUUGGAAUAGGGUGGCUAUUGUUCGGCGGGCUCCCGUUUGAUUUGAAGAACGUUAUCGGGCAAUCUCUUGGUUUUCUUGGAUCCUGUGUGUAUGCUUAUUGCAAACUGAAAGGGAAGUGAAAUCUCCUUAGAAUAUGUUAAGUUACCAAACGUAGUUCGAAUUUUCUCAGUUACAGCUAUCCAUGAUUAGCCUAGCUAAUGGUUUUAUUUUGUUUCCAGUCCAUUAAUAUAUUUUUUUACAAAAAGUUGGGACUCAGAUUCUAUGCGGUGAAUUUGUGUUAUAAUGCACUCAUAUAAGUUUUUAGUGCAAAUUAUACUUCUAUAAGCAGUUUUUUAUGUUAGUGUACAUUAUACACUGGCAACAACUUUUUAAGUAGAUGACGGAUUUUUAUUAACUCUAAUCUCAUUAAUAAUGAUGACCUUAUACAUAAAAAUCUCGAUCAAUAAAAAUCUG
Daucus carota subsp. sativus is the source of this 1616-nucleotide messenger RNA. Its product is annotated as UDP-N-acetylglucosamine transporter UGNT1. The transcript is spliced from 10 exons. Lineage: Eukaryota; Viridiplantae; Streptophyta; Magnoliopsida; Apiales; Apiaceae. Gene Ontology annotation, cellular component: Golgi apparatus. The record is from RefSeq and is a predicted model, not a curated record. Gene Ontology annotation, molecular function: antiporter activity. The coding region runs from base 272 to 1282 and encodes 336 amino acids.